This is a messenger RNA of Daphnia magna, 1420 nucleotides long. RefSeq names its product protein FRG1 homolog (gene FRG1). The transcript has 7 exons. The coding region runs from base 223 to 1023 and encodes 266 amino acids. The record is from RefSeq and is a predicted model, not a curated record. NCBI's taxonomy places the organism in Eukaryota, Metazoa, Arthropoda, Branchiopoda, Diplostraca, Daphniidae. Gene Ontology annotation, cellular component: nucleolus; catalytic step 2 spliceosome; striated muscle dense body. Gene Ontology annotation, molecular function: actin filament binding.
UUUGAAAGUUAAGAGUUAACUGGUUAAGUUUCAGUUGAUAAAACUUUGGCAACGUUUUGCAUAGCGAAUCACAACAGUGUUCUUGGACAUUUUACUCUUACUUGCUUCAAUCUCUUUGUACUGAACUAGAAAACGAAAUUAGUUUUUUUUAUUUUAGUAUUCAUAGUAUCUCUUUCUGAUUCGUUCAGUUGUUGAUUGUAGUUUUGAGUAUCAGUUGUCGUUAUGGCGGAGUAUUCUGCGAUUCGAACAGGAAGACUCAAAUUGAAGGGGCAUAAGGAUCUCAAGCCAGUCAAGAAACAUAAGUCUAAGAAGCGCACCCAUGAGGAAGCUGUAGCAGCAUCAGACAAAGAGGAUAUGAUAAAGCAUGGUGGAUGGUGGUCUGUGCAAAAUUUUUCACAAAUAUCAGGAGCCCUAGCAAUUGAGUUUGGCGAGCGGUGUUACAUCAAAGCACUGGAUAAUGGUUUGUUUGUUUUAGGACCACCACAUGAUGAAGGAGAUCCUCCUUCACCUGAAGAGAUUUUCACAGCUUUUCCUGUUGGUGAAACUAAAAUUACACUCAAAUCUGGGUAUGGCAAAUACCUUGGCAUUGACAGAAAUGGAAUAGUUGUUGGCCGUUCUGAUGCUGUUAGUGCCUUAGAGCAAUGGGAGCCUGUUUUUCAGGAUGGAAAACUUGCUUUACAAGCUGCCAACAGCAAAUUCGUUUCCGUCUCGCCGGAAGACGACAGUUUUUACGCCCAGAGUAUCACUGCUGGGCAGGAUGAAGUACUGAAAUUACGGUGUAAUAAGGACCUGGAAGCAGACAUUGAAAGCAAGAAAAAGAAUAAAGGACCUAUUGAGGAGAAGGGCAGCGUUGAGCAAAUAGAGAUAAAUUACGUGAAGCAGUUUCAAAAAUUUCAAGAUAAGAAAAUGCGGAUUAAUACAGAGAGUCGGGAAGUUCUCAAAUCUGCGAAGGCCGAAGGAUACCUACACGAAGUUCUAUUAGAUAGGCGCAGCAAAAUGAAAUCUGAUCGUAUGUGUAAGUGAAUCAGUUCAAUUGGAUUUUUGCAAGUUGGAAGAGUUUGACGGAAUAGAUGUGACGCGAAAUUCUUUUUGAUUGAAAAGAGUAGAGCCUUUUUUGUAUUGUUUCAAAUCAAAAUAACAAACAGAAAAAAGAAAAAAAAAUGAAUUUUUUCGGCAAAUAGUUGUGCUCCACUCACUGGAGUGAUGAAUCCGGGCUGGUAGCUCAAAAGACAGCAGGCUUAAAAUCCCCUCCAAUUAAGGAUGGUUGGGAAAUAUAUGGACGAUCAGAGCAUUGAAAUUUUCUAAGAAAAGUAUUUAUUGAAUGUUGGAUUCUCCUCUGGUCACCUUGAGCCAUUCUACAAAUUCAUCUAGCAUCACAGGCCCUAAAAUUAGACAAAUAAAGAACACACGAUUAUUAAAA